UAGGAGCUCCCAUUUUUCCGCUCUCCGCACAAUGAGACGCGAAACACACACUGAUGGACGGACGAACCGAUUCUCGGGGAUUCCAAAUUAAGAAAGUCGUAAGAAUUCUCUUCUGUCGGAGCUGCGUCCUUCUGAUCGGUUCCUUGUUCGAGUCGAAUUAACACACGGGGUCAUGUUCAUGCCAUCAGUUUUGAUGAUUCUGCCAUUCGUCUGCUUCAGUAACGGAUUGCCAAGGGUUAUAAAACUGGGUGGACUCUUCGAAACCGACGAAGAAGAACAAGAAACAGUAUUUGACAUAACAGUUAAAUGGAUAAACGAAGAUAGAUACUUUUUUCCGAGAUCGACUCUUGUUGCAUAUAAAGAAAGCCACGAAUCUGAUAAUAGUUUUGAAGUUUCCAAGAAAGUUUGCAAAUUAUUAAGCUUCGGGAUGGCUGGAAUCUUUGGACCACAAUCUCCAGCAUCAGCAGCCCAUGUCCAGUCCAUUACGGAUGCUCUGGAAGUGCCACAUAUCGAGACACGAUGGGAUUACAGACACAAAAGGGACCACUUAUCUAUUAACCUUUAUCCACCACCAUCGUUGCUUAAUCAGGCAUAUAUAGAUAUUGUGAAAAAAUGGGGAUGGCAGAGUUUCAUAAUUAUAUAUGAAGAAAAUGAAGGCAUCAUUAGAGUUCAAGACUUUUUGAAACAAUCUCCUUCAAACAACUGGAAAAUUCAAGUUCAUAAAUUCCUCCCGGAACAACCGUACAGAAAUUUAUUUCGACAGAUACGUGCAUCCUUUGCAAAGUGGCCAGAUAAAGAUAUUUGCAUUCUUUUAGACGUGUCCAAAAAACAGCUUUUCAAUGUUCUGAAACAGGCCCAGCAGGUGGAAAUGAUGACAGUAAGAAACAAAUAUAUUUUGACGUCUUUGGAUCUCCAUACUCUUGACUUAGAGGACUUUCAGUACAGCAGAGCCAACAUAACAGGAUUUAAAAUUGUGAAUACUGAAAGUGAGGUAUAUGAAGCACUUCUCUACGAAACGAAAGAUAGAAUGAGAUCAGUCGGAAUUAGCAAUUUAAAGGCAAUUUCUACGUCUUCGGCGAUGCUGUAUGAUGCUGUAAGGUUAUUUACUUUUGCGCUUGACGAUUUCAACAACGGGAAAAGAGUUGAAGAAUUUCCUCCCAUGUCAUGCGAUCAUAUUACGAAAGGUACUGAUGGUACGAGCCUUAUUAACUACAUGAAAUCGAAGUGGCUUAGAGGUUUGACGGGUCGUGUACGUUUUGACGGUCAAGGAUUUCGAUCGACUUUUGAUCUUGACGUAAUGCAGCUAACUACAAAGGGACUAAAAAAGAUUGGUUAUGUGCUUCCUGGACGUGAUGUAAAUAUCACAGAUGUGUUUGAAAUUGAAGAUAUUUCAGAGAAUCAAUUUGAACAUAAGAAGUACAUUAUUACAACUAUUCUGAACAAACCCUUUGCUAUGCUAAGAAAUUCACCUAGGCAACUGAGUGGAAAUGAUCGCUAUGAAGGUUUUACCAUUGACUUCAUUGAGGAGCUAUCCAAGCAGUUGCACUUCUCUUAUGAAAUCCGCGAAGUUGCAGACAAAAAAUACGGUGUGGAAGUCGACAAGCAAAAAGGAAUUUGGAAUGGAAUGAUUGGCGAAGUUCUUCAAGGGGUAGCUGAUAUGGCUGUCGCUGAUUUGACCAUAACUUCCACCAGGGAAAAAGUUCUGGAUUUUUCACUCCCGUUUAUGAACACAGGGAUCAGUAUUCUUUUCAAAAAACCCACUGAGAAAGUCAAGUCUCUUUUCUCCUUUCUUUCUCCUUUUUCAAGUGAAGUAUGGAUCUAUGUAGUGGCUGCCUUUUUGGGUGUAAGCUUUGUGCUGUUUUUAGUAGGAAGGCUCAGUCCAUAUGAGUGGGAAAACGUCAAUCCCUGUCGCCAAGACGAAAGAAUUCAAGAGAAUAGUUUUAACAUACUCAACAGCAUGUGGUUCACCAUUGCGUCUGUCAUGCAGCAAGGCUGUGAAGUGACACCCAGGUCUUCUUCGACGAGAACAGUGUCUAGUAUUUGGUAUUUCUUCACUUUAAUUAUGAUUUCAUCGUACACAGCAAAUCUUGCGGCAUUCCUAACCGUCGAGAAGGUUGUCUACCCCAUCGAAUCAGCUAAGGAUCUCUCUCAACAGACAAAAAUCAAGUACGGAUGCCUCGCAAGUGGUUCUACUAGAGCCUUCUUUGAGUCCUCUUCUAUUUCAACGUAUGAACGCAUGUGGAAGUUCAUGCAGAAGCACCCAGAAGUAUUAAUGGAAAGUAAUGAGAAGGGGAAGGAGAAAGUGUAUGCAGGAAAUUAUGCAUACCUGAUGGAAUCGGCUUCUAUCCAAUUUUUAACUGAGAGGGAAUGCAAUCUGACACAAAUUGGAGGCUUACUUGACCACAAAGGAUAUGGUAUAGCGACCAAAAAAGGUAAUAAGUCAUUGAGCGACUGGUUGACCGGAGGUAUCCUAAAAUUGCAGGAGAGUGGUGUCCUACACACCCUUAAAGAGCGUUGGUGGAAGCAAAAACGAGGAGGUGGGCAGUGUGUUGAGGUACAAUCUGGCACCGUCCGUGAACUUGGUCUUCGGAAUGUAGGCGGCGUUUUCGUAGUCUUGCUUAUUGGUAUUUUACUUGCAGCAGCAGUCGCAAGCCUCGAAUUUCUUUGGACAUACAGAAAGUACACUGCAUCUCAGGAAGAUAUUGGAAAACUGAUGAUGAAAGAUAUCAAAUUUGCUAUCACCUGUAGCAGUUCCGUUAAAGAAGCCCCUAGAUAUAAAAGGAAGAGAUUUGAAAAUAGUCGGUCUACGAUGUCUGACGUCACAGAAGUGAAAUCUGGAUAUUCCGAUUUAUCUACAAAAUGAUGUCACUCAAGUAUCAGAUAUCAUGAAUUUUGGGUCCAUUAUUAUACAAAAUAAUAUUUAUUAUAAAUAUAGCGCACACAAUUUUUUUAAAGAAAAUGUUAAAUUGAGCAUGAAGCAAUGGAAUUUAGCACUUGUAUGAAAUAUUUCCCUUUUCUAGAGCAUUAAAACUGUUUUUAGUUUAUAUAGAGAAGAGAAAUUUUGUCGUUCUAUUUUAAUAAAAUAAUCAUAUUUUCA
This is a messenger RNA of Stegodyphus dumicola, 3097 nucleotides long. Its product is annotated as glutamate receptor ionotropic, kainate 2-like. Gene Ontology annotation, biological process: monoatomic ion transport. Gene Ontology annotation, cellular component: membrane. The record is from RefSeq and is a predicted model, not a curated record. Lineage: Eukaryota; Metazoa; Arthropoda; Arachnida; Araneae; Eresidae. Gene Ontology annotation, molecular function: ligand-gated monoatomic ion channel activity; signaling receptor activity.